GUUCCGCGUUCGCCUUUCCCCGCCUCCGCCUGCUGCAGCCACCUAGUCUCGCCAACGAUCAUCCAGGCGAGGCGCUGGUUCAUCUCAAAUCUCAAACACGCCUAAUAAACGAUGAGAAACGGGAUGAAACGGCAAACAACCAGAGGGAAGGAGGAAAAACCCGCGCUCUAAACUAGGUUACGUUACUGCUGAGCCGUCGCGUGCGCACAGGAACAGUCUCGCGCUUAGGACUUAAUUGUUGUUGUUUUCAACUAUUCCAGACCAAACUCAUGUAGUUCAGCCUGGAACAACAGGAAGGUCGUCGAUCGGGACCUGCAGACCUUUGGACCUCAGGCUGAUGUAGACAACCGAACAUUAGCAUACGACUUUUUAUUUACUCGAGAAAAGUUCGUUUUUUUCAUGAGCCAUUUCCCUUUGCAGUCCAACGGUUACAUUAGUCGUAAACAGGAUUUCCGCGCGAUUUUUGUUUAAACUCCUGGUUGGAUUGACAGAGAACCACCCGGUAAAGGACGGAGGAUGGGCAACAGCAGCAGCGACAGGUCCAGCGGGGAACGGUUAUACCGAGAUGGACAGCCCGGAGGGAAGGAGACGCGACCCAACAUCAUGAUGGAUAGCAGCGAGGAUGCAGACCUCUUCCAGAGGGAAGAUGCCAAGGCCCCACAGGAGAUGCAGGAGUUCCUGGCGUGGCAGGAGGACUUGGACUGUGACAGCAAAAGUCCAACGCAUGCCAGACCGACUGUGUUCAGAUGGGCCGGGGCAGCCAAGGAAGUCUUUGUUUCUGGAUCUUUCAACAAUUGGGCCACCAAGAUCCCCCUGAAUAGAAGCCAGAAAAACUUUGUGGCGAUCGUUGACCUGCCGGAGGGAGAUCACCAGUACAAGUUCUGCGUGGAUGGUCAGUGGACUUUGGAUCCGGCUGGGGCUGUGGCUACAUCUAAAACUGGAUCAGUGAACAAUGUCAUACAGGUGAAGAGAACUGACUUUGAGGUCUUCGAUGCCCUCAGGAUAGACUCUGAGGAUUCAGCCGACAUGUCUGACCUAUCAAGCUCCCCACCAGGCCCCUACCAACAAAACGCAUAUGUGAUGAAGCCAGAGGACAAACUCAAACAGCCCCCCAUCCUGCCCCCUCACCUGCUCCAGGUGCUGCUCAACAAGGACACGGGGAUCUCUUGUGAUCCAACGCUGCUUCCAGAACCCAACCACGUCAUGCUCAACCACCUGUACGCCCUUUCUAUCAAGGAUGGCGUGAUGGUUCUCAGCGCAACUCACCGAUACAAGAAGAAGUAUGUGACCACUCUCCUUUACAAGCCAAUAUAGACUUCAGUGGCACCACUCAGCCUUUUAUUUUGAAAAGGGUUGAAAUGAACAGCUGUUGAUUUUCUUUUAUUGAAACUGGACUAACUUGUAUGCCUGAUUUUAGACACUUGCAAGACUGUUUUUCAUACAAACUAUUUUAAGUCAUACUUGUCAAUAAAUAAUUCUUAAUCACAAAAA
This is a messenger RNA of Oryzias latipes (Japanese medaka), 1491 nucleotides long. RefSeq names its product protein kinase, AMP-activated, beta 1 non-catalytic subunit, b (gene prkab1b). Gene Ontology annotation, molecular function: protein kinase binding. Gene Ontology annotation, biological process: signal transduction. NCBI's taxonomy places the organism in Eukaryota, Metazoa, Chordata, Actinopteri, Beloniformes, Adrianichthyidae. The record is from RefSeq and is a predicted model, not a curated record. Gene Ontology annotation, cellular component: cytoplasm; nucleus; nucleotide-activated protein kinase complex.